Messenger RNA from Penaeus chinensis, 997 nucleotides. RefSeq lists its product as uncharacterized. The record is from RefSeq and is a predicted model, not a curated record. The coding region runs from base 50 to 709 and encodes 219 amino acids. NCBI's taxonomy places the organism in Eukaryota, Metazoa, Arthropoda, Malacostraca, Decapoda, Penaeidae. The transcript has 6 exons.
UAAGCUUGGCCGCCGGGGGAUACGCACGCAGAAUUUUUUGCUGUCCGAGAUGAAGAUGCUCCUGUUUCUUGCCUUGGCGCUACACAGCUGCGUGGCUUCUCCAGCGAGUCAUAGUUUAGACCGCAGUGAUAUCACGCUUGCAGUGAACGUGGCACUGAAAGCAUACCUAGCCACAGUCACUGAUCCUGUGGCGCUGAAUCCACACAUUGAGUACAAGAUCGACGCACCGCUAGUUGCAGAUGUCCUCCUGACGAUGGACGGGGCAACCCUCGCCGGCGUGAAGGGCAUCGAGGCCGAGAACUGCCUCCUGACGGGCACCGGUACCCAGGACAUCAGCCUCAACUUCAGGGCGGCCGAACUGACGCUCACGAUGCCCGCCUACAGUAUGAACGGGACAGUGGUCGAUCACAUUCCGUUGCAGGGCGAGGGGCAGGCCAGCAUCGUGGUCGAGGACCUGGUAGCCAGUCUCGUCGGCAAAGGAACGGCUACUAUUUCUCCUUUCAACGUCCAGUUCACCGAAAUUGCGUUGGAUCUCGAACUUUUCCGAUGGACGGUGGAUUUCCAAGACCUCGCACCUGGCACUGACCUUGGCACUGUCUUCAACCAGUUCUUCAGCAUGUGUGGCCCCGAGAUCUUUGACAUUCUCGAAAUCAGGCUGAAUGAGGGAGACGGCCUUCUGAAUUUCAUCAAUGGAAUCUUCAAGCCUUAGAUGGUUUAAAAGGGGGAAAAAAAUAGAGAAAAGAUAAAUGAAUCUUCAAACUUUAGAUAAUAAUAAAAAAAAAAAAAAAAUCAAUCUUCAAACCUUAGAUAAUAAUGUUUAAAAAAUGAAAUUUCACACCUUAGACGAUGAAAAAUAAAAAUCAAUCUUCAAAACUUAGAUAAUAAAAAAUAAAAAAAAGGAAAUUUCAAACCUUAGAUAACGAAAGAAAAAAAAGAAAUUUGAGUGAUUCAUUUCCAGAAUUGGAUCAGAUUUUUUGAAUAAAUGAAGUUGAUUUAA